This is a messenger RNA of Fusarium oxysporum Fo47, 1486 nucleotides long. RefSeq lists its product as uncharacterized. Gene Ontology annotation, cellular component: mRNA cleavage and polyadenylation specificity factor complex. Gene Ontology annotation, molecular function: mRNA binding. The transcript has 3 exons. Gene Ontology annotation, biological process: mRNA alternative polyadenylation. The coding region runs from base 1 to 1125 and encodes 374 amino acids. The record is from RefSeq and is a predicted model, not a curated record. Lineage: Eukaryota; Fungi; Ascomycota; Sordariomycetes; Hypocreales; Nectriaceae.
AUGGCUGAAGAAGAUUUCGAAAUCGAUAUCUACGGCGAUGAGAGCAACGACCAUCAGCAAGAUGACCACCGAGGCGAUGACAAUAACCAGGACCAUCACCAAGGCGAUGAUCGAAGGGAUAGCCAUGGUGACCAGAACAUGGAGGAGUACCACGCCGACAACCACCACCAUGCGGGAGACAGCCACAGUUCAAGUCAUCUUCAAGCGCAUGGUUCUCAACAGGGGACAAAGAGGAAACAGGAAGAUGAUGGCCGACCAGUUGACCAAUCUGCCACAACUUCGCUCAUGAUCUCGGAACUUAACUGGUGGAACACAGAUGAUGAUAUUCGAGGUUGGGCGCGAGAAGCCGACUGCGAAGACGAGAUUAAGGAUAUCACCUUCAGCGAACACAAGGUCAAUGGCAAAAGCAAGGGGUACGAUUUUCUUAGCUCCAACCAAGCUUACAUCGAGUUCUACUCGCCCCAAGCAUCUACAGCCACUAAGCGUCGUAUCGAACAGAUCAUAGCUGAAAGCCAAGGGGCCCAGAAGAAGCUCACCUUGACCUACUGGGCCACUACCAACAACCCCUUCAAAACCCUCCCCAAAGAUGCCCCUGCCAGAGGCAAGGAUCAAAACCGUGCACCAUCCGGCUCAUACAACAAUGACCGAGGCGGCGGUCAUAUGGGCGGUAACUUUGGUGGUGGUUUCCGAGGAGGAAGGGGUGGUGGCUACAACCGUGGUGGUAUGAACCAAGGUGGUUACAACCGGAACUUCAACAACAACAAUAAUAUGGGCGGCUACAAUAACAUGGGAGGUGGUUACAAUGGACCCAUGGGUGGCGGCGGCGGCGGUAACUUUGGCUUUAACAACCGCGGAGGUAUGAUGGGAGGGGGCAUGCGUGGUGGCCCUGGUGGUAUGCGAGGUGGUCGAGGAGGCAUGAUGGGCAUGAACCCCAUGGGUGGGAACAUGGGCGGGAUGCCUAUGGGGAUGCCUGGAAAUAUGGGCAUGGGCAUGAUGGGACCUAACGGUAUGCCUGGGUUCCAAGGAAUGCCUCCCAACUUCAACCCCGGCUUCGGCUUCAACCAGAACCAGGGCGGCGGCGAUUGGGGCAACCCUCAUGGAGCAAAGAGACCACGACCAGAGUAGUACCCCGUCGUUGGGCCUAAUAUUCCGCGCCAAAUGAUCCCAAUGGCGCUUCUGAGUACAAACACAAGCACAAGCACGGACAAAGGGAAUUCGGGACAGCAAUGAGAGUCUGAUAUGCGUGCAUUUAAUUCCGAUCUCUAGGCCAAAGACGAGUACGUUUUGGGAAGUUUGCGAACCCGCAUGAAUAUAUUAUCGAGUGAAAAAGGUUGAGGGAUAAUGGAAAGCAGUAACUGGGCACGUGUAACAUAGAUCAUGGAUGUUAAGGUUAGGGCAUUGGCGUCAACAAAGCGUUUUGUUUAAGUUUCGUGAGUCACUGAAGAGAAAGUUACCUACGUGAAUUGUGAUAUUGCCUAGAGUUGGC